AUGAAAGCGUUUCAAGGUGUCACACGAACAGCCUUUUUGGGAUUUUUCUCGUCCCAUAUUGUGUUUACCGUCAUUGUCGAUUUGCAAGCGCUGCUGCCGGCAACUCUCUUUCCCACACCACUCCGAAACUUACUGGCAUGGUAUACUGCGACCUUGAAAGACCCACUCAUGUCUGAUCCACCGCUGUGGUUCCAAUCGCUCAUUUGCUUCGAACUCGUGAUACAGUUGCCCUUUUUCUGCACGGCCUGCUACUAUCUGACCAAGUACCGUGUGCUGUACCCGGACAAGUUUCGGAUUGCGUGCAUCGCCUACAGUGCACACGCAUGCACUUCCAUGGGACCCAUAUUGGCGUCGCUAGCUACCGCCACAGCCUUGAGCACGGUCGAACGAGCCGUACUCGUCAAUCUUUACCUACCUUAUUUGAUCUUUCCGGCCUGGUUGUUGUUGGCUUCCGUAUUUUCUUCCGUGCCCACCGAAAGACCCAAGAUUUAUUGA
This is a messenger RNA of Phaeodactylum tricornutum CCAP 1055/1, 495 nucleotides long. RefSeq lists its product with no specific name. Gene Ontology annotation, cellular component: endoplasmic reticulum. Bases 1 to 495 code for a protein of 164 amino acids. The record is from RefSeq and is a predicted model, not a curated record. Lineage: Eukaryota; Bacillariophyta; Bacillariophyceae; Surirellales; Neidiaceae. The transcript has a single exon.